Molecule: messenger RNA, 2746 nt
Organism: Eriocheir sinensis (Chinese mitten crab)
Lineage: Eukaryota; Metazoa; Arthropoda; Malacostraca; Decapoda; Varunidae
Exons: 6
Coding region: 2186-2746 (186 amino acids)
Source: RefSeq, a predicted model, not a curated record
GCCUGUGCGAGCGUGCGGCGUGUGCAGCAGCAGGCAGUGCCGCUCGCAGUCAAACGGUUCACUCAGUUGACGCCUGUCCGUGAAGGGGUGGGGACGCGUGACCGGCCUGGGAAACGUACAAUCAGAAUACAUGAAAGCAUUUCCUCGUAAAGACAUCAGUGCUUGAGAUUAGUAACUUUCACCGUUUUGAGAUGCGUAGAUAAUAAUUGCUAGAGAGCUGUCAUCACACGGCUGGAUGUCUCGUGGUGGUGGCGGUGGGGAGUGAGUGAGUGAGCUGCCUUUCCAGUGCUUCUUGCCUCCAAGUGAAACAGAUAAAAGGAAAGAGAUCAAGAUAAUGAUGUGACCCACAGGACAUGCCACGGGGUAGAAAAAGGAUCUCUUUGGAUCUCGAGGAUAUCGCCGCCGCCCCCCUCCGCCCUUGCCGUUGCCGCCUCACCCUGAGAGGCCAGGCCGUAGGGCGUAGAGAGUGCCAGGACACGCUGUUCAGGACCAGCUGUGCCAAGGACACCCACGGUUAGGAUGUCUGUUUUAAGGAUGGUGAAAUGUCCACUAUCUGUAUGUGAGGAUGCUAAAAUAUCCAUGAAUCGCUUGUGACCGAAGCAACUUGACGCGUGGACAAUCAGUGAUGAAGUGAGGCAUCGUCGAGGAGGCUGUGAUGACUGCGGGGAUAGUGGCACUCCCGGGUGUUGUGUUCCCUGGCGGCUGGCUGGCUGGCGGGGGAGCGGCCUGGCUGGCUGGUUAAGUGGCUGAGACACACGCCUGAUAAGCAAACACACUCACGCACGCCUGGUACAUACUACAAAUGGUACAUACUGCGUAACCCGUGGCGGCGAAGAAGGCAGACACUCGCCGCAGGAAUAUGUGUUACACAGAAGAUACAUAAAAAAGGAUAUAUGUAUAUAGUGAUGGACUUCUGUUCAAAUUGGAGAAAAAAGUGUGAAAAGGGAAUUGAUUGUGAAACUUUUGGAGAAGAAAAAGAAGGAAGGAGAGGGAGAGAAAAGUAAAUAAGGAAUUGCUUUAUUGGGUAAAUUCGAAACCACUCAAGAACUGACAUCCAAGUUGAAAAGAAAACAAGGAAUCGCUUCAUAAACUUUGGUAAGAGUGAGGGAGAGGAAAGCAAUUAAAAACAAUUCACGGUUUCGGUUAGAGAGACGCGAUAGUAAGAGAAAAUCUAAAAACUUCGAGAGGAGUGAAACAUAAAAGAAGAAGGGAUCAAUACGCACUUUAUUAAGUCUGGGAAGCGAGGGGCAGAAUAAUAAGGAUCAAUACCCAAGUACAUAUCAAGGAGGUGCCGUUUUAAUGAAAAAAAUAAUCAAAAUCAUCAGCGUCGUGUUCUCCACAUCACACAGAACUGACUCAACAUGGGAUAGUGUUUUGACAAAGGAAGGAAACAACACGAAGCAACAGGCGAAAAAAACUGAGUACACCGAGACAAAUGUUUUGAUGGAAUAAACAGAACAUAACACAUUAUAAACACAACAUUUUGGAUAGACGAAAAAACUCCACUAGCUCAUUUUUCCCUCCAGCACGUCAUGGCGACUUACUGAAAGAUGGAAGGAACGCUGUACCCCAGAAACAAGAGAGUAUAGAAAAAAAGAAAGACAUGAAAACAUAUAUAACUAUAUUCCACAAAAUAGCAAGAAGAUCAAGAACCACACACCGCUGAAGUCACCUCCUUGUCAAGCAACUUCAAGUGCCUGUGAGGCUUUUGACAUUCUUUCAUGGGUGUGCAUGUCUGGGCGGGGUGUUGCCAUUCACUCGAGCGCUCAGGACAUUUAGGGCCAGUUUCACAGUUCCCCAUGAUCGGUUAGUAAGCUCCCAAACCAAUACCAGAGCCUUCGAAAUUUCCUUGUAUAGUGUCUGGUGUUUACAUUUAAGUUCACAAAUUUGAUGAAACUAUACUGGAAAAGUCUUGUGUAUUUAAUGUGGCAUCGAAGACCUCCCCAUUUUGGAUUGUAUAGAAUUCUAAAGUUUGGUUCGGGCUGUUACGAAGACACUGUGUUGGACUGUGAAAUCGGCUCAUAAGCCCGCCCUCCCUCCCUUGCUUCCUUUCCCCGACACUCCCUAGCAGUUCACUCUCCUUCAAAUAAGCAGCAGACAAGAACUACUACGACUGCACGCCACAGCAUACGCCGCCAACAGAGAGUGGAAGAUACAAAAAGAUAGAAAGAAAAACAGACUUACUAUGUGGGUUGCUCAGAACACUCCCGAACUGCAGGCACCCAUGUUGUCAGGCAGCGAGGAGGAGCAGUCGACGCGCCGCCCCUUUGAGUUCCUGACGAGCAUCUUCAAGCGUCGGCGAGAACACGAGUGCGAGACCGAGACCGAGGACGAGGCUACUUCCAUUAACACCACCCCCACCGCCGCCACCGCCACCAGGCAGCCGGACAUCACCCUGCGUGGUCCGGAUGAUGGUCAGAGCUGGGCACGUGACGACAUGGCCUCCCCGCCGAGGAGGCUUCUGGCGGCGGCUUGCUUGGAGGCCUCGGUGACGCUGCUAGAGGAUGGGGACGUGGGCGCGGCGGUGGGGGCCGUGCACCACACUCCCGUCAAGUCCCGCGACAUAGGAAUUGACAUGGAGGCCAUCAGACUCUCCCGGCAGGACAACCCUUACCUGCAGAGAGUGGCGGAGUCCCAGACCACACUGACGGAGGAGGAAGAGGCCGCGGAGGACGUGGGCGGCAGCCAGCAGGAGGACCGUGCUCACCUCGUGACGCAGGCAAGUCAGGAGGGGCGCUUUCUCUGA